Anoplopoma fimbria (sablefish) is the source of this 3272-nucleotide messenger RNA. RefSeq names its product cytotoxic granule associated RNA binding protein TIA1-like. Gene Ontology annotation, molecular function: mRNA binding. NCBI's taxonomy places the organism in Eukaryota, Metazoa, Chordata, Actinopteri, Perciformes, Anoplopomatidae. Gene Ontology annotation, cellular component: cytosol. The coding region runs from base 183 to 1346 and encodes 387 amino acids. The record is from RefSeq and is a predicted model, not a curated record. The transcript has 12 exons.
CGCAUGCGCAGUUGGCCUCGGCUCCGGUCGCGCCGCCAUCUUUGUCGGCCGCCCCAUUGUUCAGUCAGCGGCUCACACUGCGCAAUCACAACCUCUUCACGGCGUUUACAGGCAGCUGCCCGCGACAGUCGUGGACUUUCUCUCGGGUUUGCGACUUGUUCUCGGCCAGCAAGUUGAACAAAAUGGACGAUGACCAGCCCAAAACCCUGUAUGUGGGGAAUCUGUCCCGGGACGUGACAGAGGCCCUCAUCUUGGAGCUGUUUGGCCAGAUUGGACCCUGCAAGAGCUGUAAAAUGAUAGUAGAUACGGCAGGUCAUGAUCCGUACUGCUUUGUGGAGUUCUAUGAGCAUAGACAUGCCACUGCCACAAUCGCAGCCAUGAAUGGUCGGAAAAUACUGGGUAAGGAGGUCAAGGUCAACUGGGCCACGACGCCAACCAGCCAAAAGAAAGACACAAGUAGUCACUUCCACGUCUUUGUUGGAGAUUUAAGUCCUGAAAUCACCACAGAUGACAUAAAAGCAGCUUUUGCUCCAUUUGGGAAAAUAUCGGAUUGUCGAGUGGUGAAAGACAUGGCCACAGGUAAAUCUAAAGGCUAUGGCUUUGUCUCCUUCUUCAACAAAUGGGAUGCGGAGAACGCCAUACAGCAGAUGGGAGGACAGUGGUUGGGAGGAAGGCAGAUCAGGACCAACUGGGCCACCAGGAAGCCUGCUCCUAAAACUACAAACGAGACACCCAGUACCAAGCAGCUAUCCUUUGAUGAGGUGGUGAACCAGUCCAGCCCCAGCAACUGCACCGUCUACUGCGGGGGGGUCACAACAGGUCUCACAGAGCAAAUCAUGAGACAGACCUUCUCACCUUUUGGCCAAAUAAUGGAAAUCCGGGUUUUCCCAGACAAAGGCUACUCAUUUGUGAGGUUCAACUCCCAUGAAGCAGCAGCUCAUGCCAUCGUAUCCGUCAACGGUACAUCCAUAGACGGCUACGUGGUGAAGUGUUAUUGGGGCAAAGAAACGACAGACAUGGUUAGCCCCAUCCAGCAGGUUCAGAUGCCACAGCAGAACACGGUGAGUUUUGCGGCUCAGCCCUACAGCCAGUGGGGUCAGUGGUACAGCAACACAGCCGCCCAGCAGAUCGGUCAGUAUGUGCCCAACGGAUGGCAGGUGCCGAGCUACGGAGUCUACGGACAGACCUGGGAUCAGCAGGGCUACAAUCAAUUACAUGCCGGCGCCGGAUGGACAGGCGUGGGCGCCGUGAGCAACGGGGGCAUGGUGGAGCCCGGCCAGGGCGUCAACGGGACGGUGCUCACCAACACGGCCGGCAUGAGCGCCACCGGCUACCACACCCACUGAUCACCAACCACAGGCGAGGGCCACGAGGAUGACACUCUGCUGGAGGAGGGGGGAGGAGGAAGGAGGGCAUUAGAUGAGCUCUCUCUGUCACCACACAGUUAUUCUGUUAGAGAAGCUGGUACGCCAUUUUCUUUUUUAAAUCAACCUUUACCAGCCCAUAACUUCACCCACUGCCCAAAUCUGCAAGUGUAAAGAAAUUAAAUCCACUCAAGAACACUUAAACACACGUCAAACUAAUGCUCCUUCCUGGGCUCAUUUUAUUGUUUGGCGUAUUUUUGUAAUGCCUGCAGAAAACCGGCCAAAAUGUAAAUUAUACGACCGUGUUUAGAUAUUUCUAGCACAGCCACGUUUUUAAUUUAAAGAGGAACAUCAACUUAUUAUAGUAAAACACCAAGUUUGUUGGUUUUCAGCCCCUCCGAGCCAAAGAGCAGGGGCAUAAUUUUAUACCAAUGUUAAACAAUCACACAGAGAGAAGAGGCCACCAACUUUUCAAACAGACAGCACUCAUUAAUCCAUAGUAAGUAAUAUAAGUAAGCGGUGCAACGUCUUUUGUUUUUUUACUCAAUUAGAAACCUCUCGCUCCCACUUCUGGUCUGUCCACAUGUCACUAAAGUGAACAAACGCGUCCAAGACAGUUCUCAGGGUGUUGUCGAAGUCAUUCUGUGAAAUGUAGGAAAUCACUGAGCAGACGAAGUAGGCAGGUUGAGGGGUAAGCAGAAAAAAAACAAAAACACAAAACAAGUAAAAAUCAGCGCUCCUUCACUUUCAUCUCCCCUGGAACGGACUGAACAGGCUGAAGAGAAUCCGGUCUGUGGAUUAGAAAUGUGUGUGUGUGUGCGCUUGCGUGUGUGUGUGUGCGUGUGUGUGCAUGAGCAUGAACUGAUGCUUUUACACACAAGAACAAUGUCCAGUUCAUCUUCCCCUGAAACAGAAAGGACUACGCCAUUUUUUUUUUUGCAAAAGAUAAAAUUGUGUAAUUUUCUUUUUUUUGUUUUUGUUUUGAGCAACUUUAAAAUUAUGACGUUGUAUAAAGAGCUUUUGCAUUUUUUUUUUUUUGCAUUUCAUUUUGGGACUGUCAUAAAGAAACGUUGACACCGUCGAAAAAUCAUCCGACACGAGAAACCUUUUUAUGUUUGUUUAUAAAAACACUAAGUGUCAACUGUCGACUUUAUUUUUUAAAUUAGAUUUUCAAUAUCUCAAAUGAACCAAUUGCAGGGAUUACUGCCACUCUUAUCUUACUUAUAGGCAGAUAAAUAUUGCACAACUUAGGGUUAUCUUUUCACAAAAUUUGAAAUACUAGGUUGUGGUUUUUUUUUUUUCUUCUUAAAUGUUUUUUGCAUUCCACAUUCUUUUGUCUGUUUUUUAUGUAUAUAACCAAACAGUCUGUUCAAUUGUACUGAAUCUGUAUAAAGACAACGUGUUAAUUAAGGAAGCGAGCUAGCUUCUGGUUGGGCUGAUCGACGCCACAUACAGCUGUUUGACCGUAGCAUCCCUGUCCAGUGCCGGUCCGUGUACAGUAGAGACAGUGCAACAUUUGAUUCUUCCAGCGGCUCGGACGAAAAAGCAGCGUUGCUAUGCAAUGCAAGAGCCUUUUUUUUUUUUUUUUUUUCGAUUGACAAGUAAUACAUAAUUUAUUCUGUCUUAAACCUAAAUAAUUGUUUUUAUAGAUCAAGAAACAACCAUUAUGAGAAUCCAAGUUUUGCACUGUGGCCACCGUCAUUUUUAAUAGAGUUAAAAAAAAAAAUCCAUUGUGUUGCCUUAUCAGUGAGUUACUUUUUUUUUAUUUAACCAAAAAAUCAUCCAGGAGUAGGUGGUGCCUAAGAAUGUUUUCAACCUAUGUUUUGGCGAGGGAAGGUCUGUCGAUGCUUCAGUAACAUGGUUUGAGUUUUUGCUUUGUCCCAUUAAAAUGCUGAUGCUUCAAACAGA